AUGGCACCAGGAGUGACAGCGAGGAUAUAUGCAGAAUUGAAGAAUGCCCACACUUCACAUCCGGUUAUAUCUGAGGAUGAGGGCCCGGAUCUGGGUUCCCUAGGUGGACUCUUGGAGGGUGGUGAUAGUGCAGCGAAAUCUGCGAUCGCAGCUUGGUAUUUAGCAUCUAAAAAGAAGAAUGAAGGAGGCGAUGAGAAAUAUUGCCACUUUUUUUAUUAUUGGGUAGGUCAAAUGUUAAAUAGCUCGAAUAGGGAUGAAUCAUUCUCACUGUAUGUGAAUCUAAUAUACAACCAAUUGGAAGGGGUAAAUGUUAAUGGCGUCAAGUGCCCAAAUAUAACUACUACUGACAAUGUUACUUGGUCCCUCUUCCAAAAACGAAAAACUGUCUUCGACUAUUACCACGACUACGACACCAUACAACAACAAUUAUUACAGCAGGAUGGUGAUGGUAAUUGGUGUGAAAGUACACAUGUCGAUUAUCUAAAAGCAAUUUCCUUAGUUUAUAAUGAUGUUCUCACGAGUUGUGCAAAUGAUAACAAUGACCCAUGUUGUGUCAAAUACAACAGGGAGGUAAAGUCUGCGGCAGGGGACGGAAACGACGACAAAUAUGAGCUACUGUUGAAACAAAGCUGUGCUGCAGCGGCAACUGAGAAGGAAUCGGAGCAAUUUACCACAUUGCAAGGAACUGAUUCCACCACUGCCACCAUCCCAAUCGUCUCUUCUGUACUCGGAAUAAUGAGUCUUCCUACCAUUGUUUUCUUUUUAUAUAAGUAUACCAAUUUAUUUUCUGGAUUACAUGGAACCCUCUCCCCUACGAGCAGAAGAAAAAAAAGGGAAGGAUCCUUCAGACAUGAAUUGAACACCUUAACGGAACAUGAUUCUCUCACUGAAUACUCCACAGAUUAUUCCACAGAAAUGAAUUCCAUCAGAACAUAUUCCAUGACAGAAUAUUCAGCUCCACCACCGUCCAGCAGAAGAAGGAAUAACAGCAACGGACAACAACCACAAAGAACGAAUAUUAGUUAUCAUCCUAGGUAA
Molecule: messenger RNA, 1038 nt
Organism: Plasmodium coatneyi
Lineage: Eukaryota; Apicomplexa; Aconoidasida; Haemosporida; Plasmodiidae
Product: KIR protein
Exons: 3
Coding region: 1-1038 (345 amino acids)
Source: RefSeq, a predicted model, not a curated record